AUGGAUUCCUUCACAGCCAUCUUUGUCUCGAAGAAGAAAGAGAACGAGGCAGACACUAGCGUCCCCGUAUCUUAUGAUGACGGCAACGGCGGGAGUGGCACGUAUUGUGUCAUCACUUAG
This is a messenger RNA of Fomitiporia mediterranea MF3/22, 120 nucleotides long. RefSeq names its product pheromone-like peptide. The coding region runs from base 1 to 120 and encodes 39 amino acids. The transcript has a single exon. Lineage: Eukaryota; Fungi; Basidiomycota; Agaricomycetes; Hymenochaetales; Hymenochaetaceae. The record is from RefSeq and is a predicted model, not a curated record.